Cucurbitaria berberidis CBS 394.84 is the source of this 1942-nucleotide messenger RNA. Its product is annotated as purine transporter. Gene Ontology annotation, cellular component: plasma membrane. Gene Ontology annotation, molecular function: purine nucleobase transmembrane transporter activity. Bases 90 to 1823 code for a protein of 577 amino acids. Gene Ontology annotation, biological process: transmembrane transport. The transcript is spliced from 4 exons. Lineage: Eukaryota; Fungi; Ascomycota; Dothideomycetes; Pleosporales; Cucurbitariaceae. The record is from RefSeq and is a predicted model, not a curated record.
AAAUGUAAAGGCCGUCUGUUCUUGACACUUUGAUCCGGCACUGUACACUCUUUUCUUCUACUCUUUAGCAUUUUUGCCUAUUUGCAGCAAUGGGUUUCAUCGAGCGCCACAAGGCUGGCCUCAACGACCUUGUGUCUCACUCGAUUGUAGGCCGAUACUUCCAUCUCGAUGGAUCGGGUCACCCCAACGAGAUUCGGGGUGCGAGGUUCACCACCGAAAUGCGAGCCGGUCUGACAACUUUCUUCACCAUGGCCUACAUUAUUGCUGUUAAUGCCUCUGUCCUCACCAACUCCGGUGGUACUUGUGUCUGCAACGACCCCGUCGACCCUACCUGCGCCAAGAACCAGGAGUACGAUCUCUGCCUCCUUGAGAUCAACCGCGACUUCGUCACUGCUACCACCGCCAUCGCUGCCCUCGGUUCCUUCCUCAUGGGUCUCUGUGCAAACCUCCCAGUUGCUCUUGCACCGGCUAUGGGUCUCAAUGCCUAUCUUGCGUACCAGAUUGUUGGAUUCCAUGGCACUGGCCCAAUCAGUUACCCUAUUGCCAUGACGGCCGUCUUUGUCGAGGGCUUCAUCUUCGUUGCCCUCUCCAUCCUCGGUGUUCGUCAGUGGCUCGCCCGAAUCAUUCCCGCGUCCAUCAAGGUCGCCUGUGGUGCCGGUAUCGGCCUCUUCCUUACCUUGAUUGGUCUUUCGUAUGGUGCUGGUAUAGGUGCUGUUACUGGAGCCAAGGCUACUCCCUUAUCGCUUGGUGGCUGCCCUGUCGAGUUCCUGGAUCCGGACACGGGCGCCUGUCUUUCGCACAAGGCGACUUCGUCCACAAUGUGGCUUGGCUUCCUGGUCGGUGGAGUCUUGACCGCGCUGCUUAUGACCUACAAGAUUCGUGGCGCCAUCAUUGUGGGCAUUGCCAUUGUUUCCAUCUGCUCAUGGCCUCGCGACACUGCCGUCACCUACUUCCCCCGCACAGUCAUCGGAGACAGCCGCUUUGACUUCUUCAAAAAUGUCGUCGGCUUCCAUUCCAUCAAGAAGACGCUUGUUGUGCAGGAAUGGAACCUCACAGAUAAAGGCGUCGGUGGCCAAUUUGCCCUUGCCGUUUUCACUAUGCUGUACGUCGACAUCCUCGAUGCCACGGGUACCCUGUACUCCAUGGCUCGCUUCUCCGGUGUCGUCGACCCGGUUACGGGCGACUUCCCACGCAGUACCAUCGCCUACUCUGUCGACGCCAUCUCCAUCUCCAUUGGUUCUCUCUUCGGUUCGUCGCCUGUCACUGCUUUUGUAGAGUCUGGUGCUGGUAUCCAAGAAGGAGGUCGCACUGGCCUGACUGCUAUGACCACUGGCGUCUGCUUUUUCAUCGCGCUCUUCUUCGCCCCAAUCUUCGCCUCAAUUCCCCCUUGGGCAACGGGCGGUGCUCUCAUUCUUGUGGGCUGCAUGAUGAUGCGUGGAGUCCUGGCUAUCAACUGGAACUACCCUGGUGAUUCGAUCCCCGCCUUCGUAACGCUCAUGUUCAUGCCGUUCUCAUACUCCAUUGCAUAUGGUCUGAUCGCCGGUAUCAUGUCGUAUGUCAUCAUCAACGGAGUCACCUGGGCUGUCGGUUUCGUUAGCCGCGGCAAGAUCCUUCCUCCUGAUUACGACAACAAGGAAUACUGGAGCUUGCAAGCCGACAACCCUCGCAGCCAGCCAUGGUUCAUGCGCGCAAUGAACGGCGACAAGAAGUUCUGGAGAUCCGAAACCUCAGAUUCGUUCGAGUUGCAGAGCACCGAGGCGAAUGCCAAGGGCCCUGAUGCUCAUGUCAAGGAUCUCGAGGCUCAUCAUACCAAGGCCGGCUGAUCGCCUGGUUUACUUUGCUUAACUGGGUCAUCUCAACGAUGCUUGAGAGACUUUCACCUGUCCGCUCUCCUUCACUGAAAAGUCCUGUUAGCUCCAUGUUGAAACAAGUUCUAUAUCCA